This is a messenger RNA of Acanthosepion pharaonis, 630 nucleotides long. The record is from the annotation of a GenBank genome assembly. Lineage: Eukaryota; Metazoa; Mollusca; Cephalopoda; Sepiida; Sepiidae.
AUGGUUAUCAAGCUUCUCACUCGAAACUUACGACUUAGCAUUGAGUUCGAUCCUCACUGGGUGUCCCUUACAUUCGGCCUUGUGCCAUAUCUAAGCUACGUUUGGAAUAACCCUAUACUGUUUCUGUCUGUCUGUCUAUUUUAUAAAAACUGCUAUCUAUCUAUCUAUCUAUCUAUCUAUCUAUCUAUCUAUCUAUCUGUAUCGCUUCAUUACCUUGUAGAGGGCCGAGGAGUUAACUCCGACAAUCUAUCUAUCUAUCUAUCUAUCUAUCUAUCUAUCUAUCUAUCUAUCUCUUUACCUGUUUGUCUGUCUAUCUAUCAACCUGAUCUGCUGUCUCUCUGUAUAUCUAUCUAUCUAUCUAUCUAUCUAUCUAUCUUAUUAAAACUGAUAUCUAUCUCAAAUCUAUCUAUCUAUCUAUCUAUCUAUCGCAGUCCUUUUAAUAUACAUCUGUCUGUCUAUCUAUCUAACUAUCUCAGUCAUUUUAAUAUCUAUCUGCAUUUCUAUCUGAUACAUAUUAAUAUCUAUCUAUCUAUCGUUCUAUCUAUCUAUCUGAUUCCUUUUAACAUCUAUCUAUCUAUCUAUCUAUCUAUCUAUCUAUCUAUCUAUCUAUCUAUCUAUCUAUCUAUUUGA